CUCAGUUUUUUAAAAAAAAACUAUUUAUUUGUGUUGUUUUUUUUUUUUUUUUAAAUUUUUUUCUUUAAAUUUUUUAUAUUCAAACACACAAAAAAAAAAACCUAUAAAUUUAAAAAAUAUUUUUAAAUCAAUUUUUUUAGUAAUAUUAUUAUAAAUAAUAUUUAGAAAGAGAUAAUAACUAAUAAUAUAAAUAAAUAAUAAAAAUUAAAUAAUAAUAAUAUUUGAAUAAAAAAUUUUGUAAUUUUAAAAUAAAUAAAUACUAAAUAAAAAAAAAAUGAAAAAAAAAAAUAAUUUAAAUGGUAUAAAUAAAAUUUCAAAAACAAUUUUAAAAAUUCUAAAUAAAAAAAGAAAAAACAAUUAUAAUCAAAGAUUCUUUUCAUUUUUAAAUUUAAAAAAACCAAUAAAUGGAAUAUUAAAUAGAAACAAAUCAAUAAGUAUAUAUAAUAAUAGAGUAAUUAAUUUUAAUAAAAAUAAUUGUUUUUCAAAAAAAAUUAAUUAUAAUUCUGAUUUAAAUCAAAUAGAACAAUCAUGUGAAAAUUAUUUAAACAAUAGUAAUAUUAUUAAUAAUAUCAGUAAUAAUAAUAAUAAUAAUAAUAAAAUUAAAAAAUUUAAAAUUGGUAAAUUUUUAAAUGAAAAUAAUUUAAUCGAUAGUAUACCAAGUGGCACCACUCAUUUAUACUUUUCAACUUAUUUUAACGAACCAAUUACACCACAUCAAAUACCUGAUUCAGUUAUUUAUAUUGAUUUUAUUAACGAAUGUCAAUUUAAUCAGCCUUUGGAGCCUGGUUGUUUUGGUCCAAAUGUAAAGACCAUAAAAUUUGGUGAUUAUUUUAAUCAACCAUUACUACCAAAUGUAUUACAAUAUGGCUUAGAGGAGCUUGAUUUAGGAACAACUUUUAAUCAACCAUUACACAAAGGCAGUAUCCCAAAUAGUGUUGUUAGUUUAACAAUGGGCGAGUGCUAUAAUCAUCAAAUUAAACCUUCAGAUAUUCCAUCAUCAGUUAUUUCACUUUACCUUUCAAAUAGCUAUAAUCAUCCAUUGUUACCAGGAUCUAUCCCAGAUGGUUGCGAGUUCUUGGUUUUCGGUGAUGAUUAUAAUCAUCUUAUUACACAAAACAUAAUUCCUUUAUCAGUAAAAAAAAUAUUUUUAGGAAUAAACUAUAACCAACCAUUACUCGAUCAAUCAUUUCCUCAAGAUGGAUCCAUCGAAAAGAUUGUAUUCAAUAGAUCAUUCAAUCAAAUUAUUAAACCAGGCCAAAUACCACUAUCAGUAAAAAAACUAUAUUUUGGUAUUAACUUUGAAAAACCUUUAGAAUUAUAUUCAAUACCAACUACAACCCAAAAAAUUUAUUUCUCUUCAAAUUAUAGUCAUCCAUUAUAUUUAUCUCCAAAUCAAAUUGUUUCUAAAUUAGAAUAAUAUUAUAUUUUUGCAUUUUUUUUCAUAUAUUUCACAAAUGUUUUUUUCCUUUGUACAAUUACACCAUUUAUUAUCAAAUCCAAUCAAUCAUUUCUAUUCUUCUAGAAAUUAUAAUAAUAAUUUAUUUAUAAAUUAAAAUUAUAAACAACUUU
Messenger RNA from Dictyostelium purpureum, 1569 nucleotides. RefSeq lists its product as uncharacterized. The record is from RefSeq and is a predicted model, not a curated record. The transcript has 2 exons. Bases 275 to 1417 code for a protein of 380 amino acids. NCBI's taxonomy places the organism in Eukaryota, Evosea, Eumycetozoa, Dictyosteliales, Dictyosteliaceae.